AUAAGAAGAUGACGAACUUGUUUCAACCUCUGGAAGUUGGCGCAACCAAGCUCCAGCAUAGGCUGGUGAUGGCGCCUCUCACACGAUACCGUGCCGAUGAUGACUGCGUGCCAAUGGACAUUGCGAAAGAAUACUACACUCAACGUGCGUGUGUUCCUGGCACGCUCAUUCUCAGCGAGGCGGUGCAAAUAUCUCCUCGCUGCGUCGGCCGUGACAACGCACCCGGAAUCUGGUCAGAAGCGCAGAUCGCAGCAUGGAAAGACAUCGCCGACGCGGUACAUGCGAAAGCUGUCCAACGACGGCGUGGAUCCAGAUUUAUAAGCUCGAGCGCAGUGCCGCAUUCUCCAGAGGCAGAGACGCCAGAGGAGAUGACGGAGAAGGACAUACUCGAAGUCAUUGACGACUACAGAGCUGCAGCAAAGAAUGCGAUCGAAGGAGCAGGCUUCGAUGGCGUCGAGGUCCACGGAGGCAACGGAUACCUGCCAGAUCAAUUCUUGCAGGACGUAUGCAACAAGCGGACGGAUCGCUGGGGUGGCAGCAUCGAGAAUCGGGCGAGAUUCCACAUUGAGGUGCUCAAAGCCAUCGUUGGAGAAGUCAGUGCGGACAAGACCGCAGUCCGGCUGAGUCCGUGGAGCGACUUCAUGGCGAUGGGAAUGAUCGAUCCGGUACCGACUUUCACUUACCUGGUCGAACAGCUGCGAAUCAUGAAUCUCGCCUUUCUUGAUCUGAUCGAGGCGAGAAUCCGCGGGAACGAUGAUGCGGAAUGCGGCGACGGCAAAGAUGUCGGGUUCCUCGUUCGUGUUUGGGGUGGCGUCUCUCCGGUUAUGAUCGGUGGUGGAUUCAACCUCGAGUCCGCCAAAGUGGCGGUGGAUGAGAAGUACAGUGGCUACGAGGUCGCAAUCGUCUUCGGCAGAUACUGGACCUCGAAUCCAGAUUUGGCUUUCAAGAUGUUCAAGGAGGAUGUUCCACUCGUCAAGUAUGACAGGUCGACGUUUUACACACCGAAGAAGGCGGACGGAUACAUCGACUGGGAGUUCAGCCCGGAAUUCAAAGCGACUUCAGUAAAGGUGGCGUGA
This is a messenger RNA of Zymoseptoria tritici IPO323, 1076 nucleotides long. RefSeq lists its product as uncharacterized. The coding region runs from base 9 to 1076 and encodes 355 amino acids. Gene Ontology annotation, molecular function: NADPH dehydrogenase activity; FMN binding. The transcript has 3 exons. The record is from RefSeq and is a predicted model, not a curated record. NCBI's taxonomy places the organism in Eukaryota, Fungi, Ascomycota, Dothideomycetes, Mycosphaerellales, Mycosphaerellaceae.